Molecule: messenger RNA, 1350 nt
Organism: Nymphaea colorata (pocket water lily)
Lineage: Eukaryota; Viridiplantae; Streptophyta; Magnoliopsida; Nymphaeales; Nymphaeaceae
Product: homeobox-leucine zipper protein ATHB-13
Exons: 3
Coding region: 207-1115 (302 amino acids)
Biological process (GO): positive regulation of DNA-templated transcription
Cellular component (GO): nucleus
Molecular function (GO): sequence-specific DNA binding; DNA-binding transcription factor activity, RNA polymerase II-specific
Source: RefSeq, a predicted model, not a curated record
AAACGCUUUUUCCUCCAAUCAGCUUUAAUCGGCUGCAGUCUCUCUCGGCCGCUCUCCUUUUCUUCACCACACUUCCAUGCUGAUCUAAUUAUUGGUUUCCAACAUCUCUCCCACCUGAUCCCUCUCCUCCCCAACCUUCUGAGGCCUCUCGAGUGAACCAAAAUUCUGAUGGGAUGAAGCCUGAUCAGCCAUGAGUUGCACCGGCGAUGGCAUUCUUUCCUUCCAAUUUCAUGCUUCAAGGGCCUCCGCCGCCGGCGCCGCCUCAGCCGCCACAGCAGCCGUCCUCCCACGAAGAUCACGACCACCAUCCUCCCACCAAUCUCUCCCAGCUCAUGCCCACAUGCACUCCCCAAGAUUUCCAUGGUGUGGCGUCGUUCCUGGGGAAGAGAUCCAUGUCCUUUUCAGGGCUGGAGUUGUGUGAGGAGAUGAACGGAGAAGACGAUCUGUCAGACGAUUGCUCCCAAACGGGGGAGAAGAAGAAGCGGCUCAACAUGGAGCAGGUGAAGACUCUGGAGAGGAACUUCGAGUUGGGAAAUAAGCUUGAGCCGGAGAGGAAAAUGCAGCUGGCCAGGGCUUUAGGCUUGCAGCCGAGGCAGAUCGCCAUAUGGUUCCAGAACAGGAGGGCUAGGUGGAAGACGAAGCAGCUGGAGAAGGACUAUGAUCUCCUCAAGAAGCAGUAUGAAGCAGUCAAGGCCGAUAAUGAUCUCCUCCAAGCCCAAAACAAGAAGCUCCAAUCUGAGAUCAUGGUGCUGAAGAAGAACAGAGACGCAGAGCCCAUCAAUCUGAAUAAGGAGACAGAAGGGUCGUGCAGCAUCAAGAGCGAGAACAGCUCCGACCUCAACUUGGACAUAUCCAAGGCAGCAGUGGACAGCCCAAUAACUUCACACGCCUUGAGACCCGUUUACCCUCCAAUGAGGCCGGGAAACGUCGUGCAGUUCCUUCAGGGACCCUCAAGAUCGGAGCUUCCAAACCAGAAAUUCAUGGCCGGAGCCGGCGCCGCUGCCGCCGACGAAAAUGCAGUCCAGGAGGAACCCUUCUGCAACAUGUUCUGCACAAUGGAUGAUCACUCUGGCUUCUGGCCGUGGACUGAUCACUUCCCACGCAGCUUUCACUGAGUGCAUCCUCGCAAACUGCGACUCCCCUAUUCCUUCUUUUUGCCUUUCCCUCUUCUUCUUCUUCUUCUUCUCCACUUAUUCUGGUCUGCUGUAUUCAUGUCUAGUUGGUGUAUAGAGAAAAAAAAAAACAUUCUCGAUUUUCAAUUGCUUCCAGGUAGGACUUGAAGAAAAGCAGAAAAAGGUGAAGAUGGUAUGCUUCUCUUCUGAAUCAAAUGCUUCAGCUUUAGUUUUGUGA